This is a messenger RNA of Aplysia californica (California sea hare), 6511 nucleotides long. RefSeq names its product GATA-binding factor 2. The record is from RefSeq and is a predicted model, not a curated record. Gene Ontology annotation, biological process: positive regulation of transcription by RNA polymerase II; negative regulation of transcription by RNA polymerase II; cell fate commitment. Gene Ontology annotation, molecular function: zinc ion binding; RNA polymerase II cis-regulatory region sequence-specific DNA binding; DNA-binding transcription factor activity, RNA polymerase II-specific. NCBI's taxonomy places the organism in Eukaryota, Metazoa, Mollusca, Gastropoda, Aplysiida, Aplysiidae.
AAUCGAUCAAAGGACGUCCGGGUACCAUCAAAAGACUCACACGACCGGAAACUCUGAAUCAUCAAAGUCCACGGACUGAGCAUGCGCAGAGAGCUUUAGUGGCAAUUCACGGCCAGGUUUUAGUUCUGUUCCGGUAGUAAAUUCUAGGAAGGAGAAAGAAGGCAGAACAAGCGGUUGUUUUAGCUAAAACAUUGCUAAAGGGACCGUGACUUCUCUUUUUGGGAGAAAAGAGAACAAAGAUUUUUAAAAGUGCGUUUGUGUCUUUCAGCUUUUUCUUUUUUUAUGAUGUAGCCUUGUCUAACUUUAGAUAUAGAAAAAAAUACCUUUUAGAAAAAUAUAAUUUUAAUGAACAGUGUUUCGCUUCGGGGAUAUUUAAAUUGUGAUCAUACAUUUUCCCGACAAUUUGGAAAAUGUGUAGAAGAAAUAAUGUUAAAAGCUUUUGAUCAAAACAACAUUAAAGAUUUAGCGACAAUGUUCGCAACUGGUGAGUUUGUCGCGCAGUUGUGAAAUUAAUCAAUAUUGUGUGGACAAGUUGUAGGAUCAUAUUACAUGUAUUUUAAUAAAAGUUAACAGAUUUUUGCUCACGCAAGGAUACUGAACCUCGAUUAACAACACACCUAACCAAACGGCUGUACUCCCAACAGACUCUACUACCAGAAGUCUGGUGGGUACAUUCAUCAUCAUCAUAAUCACCACCGCUUUUGCGUGGCAACAGCAACCUGAUCGGCGUCGCCAUAGCAACCGCAUCGGCGUCACCAUAACAACCUCAUCGGCGUCGCCACUACCACUACCACUACCAUAACGACCACGCCCCCGGUGUGGUUGAGAGUAAGCUAGGACCUGAGGGUGAGCACCCCCCACCGGCGAGAUCGCUUACUACCUCCCCCCCAGCAACAUGGCGAUGACCGCCGAGCAGCACCACACACCUGCCUGGCUCGGACACACCGCCGACCCCUCACGCAUGGGGAACGGGUUCGAACCCCCGGCGCCAGGCAUGAUGCCCUCUGAGGACAUCAGCGACAUGUUCUUCCCACACUCCCUGGACUCGAACGCGGGCCAUAUGGGAGCGGCCGGUUACUACAACAGUCACGCCGCGGCCCGCGCCAUGCACAGCUACAGGCCCGCUCACGUGUCCAGCAGCCCCCAGAUGUGCCGGCCUCACUUCCACAGCCCCCUCCACCCGUGGAUACCGGACACCACAAAGUCCAUGGUGCCGCACGCUCACUCAGGAUGGAUGGGCGGGCCUUUCGGCACCACAAAGUCCUUGUCACAUCAGAUGGGUGGACAUACGUCACUUCCUGUCCACCCGUCUACGUCAUCAGCGAUUGUUACGUCAUCGUCCUUCUCUUUCCCGCCCACCCCGCCCAAAGACGUCACGCCCGAGAGCAACAAUAACAAUAAUAACAACAGUAACGCUAAUACCAACAACAAUAACAACAACAGCGCGGCAGCUGUCAUAGGGGGGCAAGUGGGAGGAGUCAACAACGUCACCAAUCCCGGCGUCGGGAACGCCUCCACCAACCCCUCAGCCGCCGUCGCCAACAGUCUCAACAGCAACACAAACGCUACCAACAACAACAGCAACGUCAACAGCAGCAACAGCAGCAACAGCAACAACAACAGCGGAAUUGGCGCUCUAGGCUCGCCCGUCGCGGACGCUUACGGCUCUCUCGGGGCAUCUUCAGACUACAACAAAUCUUCGUCGUCGCUCAAAGUGGAACCUUCAGGUCCCACCUCUGACGGGAUCCCGUCCUUCCUCGGCCACCACGGAGGCCACGCCCAUCACCAUAGCUCCGCCCACACGGCGCACCCAGUGCCCACCUACCCUUCCUACAUGGGUCACGAUCCCUACGGGGGCGGGGCUUUGGGGUUCCACACGCCCAGUGUCUUCAAAUCGUCGUCGUCAUCGUCGUCGUUGUCGAGUCGGCCGCGGGCAAAGACAAGGUCGAGCACUGAGCGCUGCUCGACGUGCGGGUACCACGUGCGCCAACUGUGGGACUGGAACCACAACCCUGUGGAGGAGAAACCCGAAUGGCGACCCUGUGUGCAACGCCUGUGGACUCUACUAUAAGCUGCACAACGUAAACCGGCCGUUGACGAUGAAGAAGGAUGGUAUUCAGACCAGGAACCGAAAGAUGUCAACGAAGAGCAAGAAAGGCAAGAAAGGGAUGGUGGCCAUGUCAGACUUCCUUAGGGACAGCAAACCCUUCACCGGCUUCGGCGCUCCUUCCUUCAGCCCCGGUAUGCACUCGAUGAACCCGUACAUGACCUCGAUGGGAGGUCAAGGUCUCGGGGGUGGCUACCACCACUCCCAGAUGGGUGCCAGUCUCGGCGGGAGUCUGGCCGGAGGUCUCGGCGGUGGCUUUUCCAACAACUUCCCCUCCUCCCUGCAGUCCCCGUCCUUCGCGCCGUCGCUGCAGUCCCCCUCGUUCCCGUCCUCCCUGCAGUCACCCUCGUUUGCCUCCUCGUACGGUGUACCUUCCAGCGGGCUGAAUCUGUCCACGAGCAACAUGGUAGGCGCUAUGGCGUGACAAUGAAUGCCAAGCGCUACCCGAUGAAAAGACAACAUCUCUCGUCGUUUUUGGGUAGCGUUUACGCCAAUCCAGGCUGCUUUAUGUACUGCCAGAAAAAAAGCUUUGAAAGUCCACAUUAAAGAGGGCCCAGGCUGGUUUAGAUUGUCCACACUGGACGCAAUAUCUGCUGACGUCAUAAUGGAACGUCCAGCGUUUCCCAACUUCGGGUUUAACGCUGUAUGGCUCGUGUCAUGUACACUGGACAAGACAGAUGGCCUAAGUUCCACAUGGACUGGUGCUAAAGACACAGUAUGAGACAUCAAGCGUGAUCCGGAGCAACGGAUCCGUCGUUGUCGAUGUUUGGCAUAAAUAGAUACUGGUUUUACACCGUUUAAAGUCUCCAUGUAUUGCUGACACAGCAGCAGACUUACACAGUCGUCUAGUGCGACCUGGUGUCACCAACUUCGGGGACUUAAACUUAUGUUCUCACUCCUACAGUUGUGAACCGGAGAUUACAUAUCUUAUAAACGUCGCCAUAAGUGCUCGGGUUGACAGUUAUGACAACUGUCAAUGAAUACACUCCCACAAUUCGCUGAUGAAACUAAUUGUGUACAGCCAACGUUCAAAGCAUCGUUUAGUCUCUUCAUGAAGUCACAGGCAGAUGAAUUUCACACAAACACUGGCACCAAGUACGCAUAUCUCGUUGUUGAGUUUUGAAUUCUUCAGAAACACGCUGCGGAUUUAAAAGUCUACCGAUGCACGUUAUGGUGGCUCCAAUCCAUUUGUCCGGUUAUGUCAUUAGCAAUGAAAAAAACAUUGGCACUUUGAAUUUGCGCAGACCUAUCAGACUAUGCCAGCGUGGAGGCUGACCGAUGUCGACAACAGUGAGUCUGAGUAGCAGUGAGCAGAAAAUGUGCAAAGAUAAUCUGAACUUUUAUUUUCCUCACAAUGACUCAUCUGUCUCAGGAUAUCUCCAGGCACCACCACCACCACCACCAAUAACAACAACAACAAUAAUAAAACAACAAAAACAGCAACAACAACAACUACAACAACUGUAACUACUACACUAACUACAACAAAUAUAACAGCAACAACAGAAACAAGAACAACAACAAAGAAGAAGUGCCCAUCUGCCUAGAGGAUUCUUAUCUACGCAGCAGAUCCUAACAAGGACCAAGCGUACACUUUGUAAUGUCUCAACAAAACCAUGACAAGUACUCAAGUGUAAAGGAAUUAUGUGAAUCUCAAAUAUCUAUAAAACAAAAUACCAUGAAAGAUGAUGUUCAUUGUAAUGUAUAAUGAAGCGUCUGUGUGAACGUAACAUUGGCAUCUGACCCGAUCCGAUGGAAGAAGCAUAUCAAAGUCACAGACUCAAACAUAGUCAAUGAGAACUUUGGAAGCUGUACGUUUGCGCAGUGAAAGAUUGUAUGUACAUAACAUAAUGGGUUCAGUUCAAGAUAAAUUCCUGUAUUUCAACUUUCUGUGUUGCCUUGCAGGCAAAAUAAGGAAGUGAUAAUUAAAAAACUAUUUAAUAUUGAUGAAACAAAGAAGUUUUGUAUGCUGUAAUGCCGAUUCUGUUGGACUGGACUGAGGUGUGAGUACCGUUUACAGUUUUGGCAUCUCUUGCCUGUGUAAAGGACACGGGAACUUGCUGAUAGUCAGUCCUUUCGAUUUCUUAGAUGAAAUAUUAUACCAAUGAUGCGCUUUGUUGUUUUAAUUCUUUUGCUGUUUUGUCGUGUUUAAUGACGCUGCCUAUUUCAAGAUAAUAUUAUUGCAAUUAUUUUAAUCUGGAUAUUUUGUUACCUUGCCUAUUGUAUCAGUCUUUGGUCAUAUUUAUGAAAAAACAAAAAACAAGUAAAGAAAAGGUGUAUCAAUAUUCACACUAUGUACAUUUCUGGACAUUGACUCCGUGAACAUAAUUAUCCUACAUAUUGAUUAUAAAAACAAUCUGAUGUAAUGUCUGUUUAUCUUGACUCUAAUUCUAAAUGAAUUAGCUCGACGUAUUUCAUGAUUAUUCCGUCUUGCACACACAUACUAUUGUGGCAUAUCGCUGUGACUAUUGCUUGAACAGUCACGGCGAACAUUUAUCUGCACGAUCGUUUCUUCGAUCUACUCUGUGUCGUAAGAUGCUACGAUUUCUGUAGAUGAUUAUUAAGCUUGAUCAGAAAGUAGUAGUGGGUUGUUGGCUUUGUGGUUACUUCACUAAGAGAAAUACAUUUUCAUUGGCGAAUAACCAAAAACCAUGUCAUUAAGAAUUGCAUAGUUGCGAAAGUAUAAUAUGAUACGCAUAGCCAGGGGGCAUUAACGAAAUGAUGAAGAUUCAUUCUGUUGAUAUAAACAUUUCUAAGUUAUCGAUACCUUUGAAGUACAUGUUAUUGGAUAAAUGAAAGACUUCAUGUUGAUUUUAGAAGUAGCCAAGAUGUUAUUUAAUCUAGUUCAGAAAAAAAAGAACAAAUUUUCGAAAAUGUCAUGUGCGUCUCUUGUAAUUUAAGUAUCUCUUAUUGGAUAGCUUCUGCUAAAUCCACUUUCAAAUUAGAUUCAAAUCAAUACUUUUGUGUGUCUUUCCAAAUUUUUCUACAUUCAUCAAUAGUUUAACACGAAGGAAUGAUGGAAGAACUCCCACCUGAAUCUUUUCUCACACUUGUUUUAUCUUCAAACUUUCCCCCCAAAAACGUAGCAUGCUUUUUCUCACCUUUGCUAGGUAAUGAUCGAGGUGUUAUAUUUAUUGUACAAUCCUGUAGAAACUUUUUAAAAAUUGUAUUCGACUAAAAACAUCGUUCAUGAGAGGGUACUUUAUCAGUUGCACUGAAAAUUGUUUCAUAUCUAUGCCUUUUUCAAUAAAGUAUUUUGCAAUAGGUUUAAGAUUUUAAUAAUGUAUGUUAAAUGUAUUUCAGAUAUAAUGCAUAUUACACUAUUCAUUUAUUGAUUCUAAGCUGAUGUAAAAUAGAGGGAACCUAAAAUUUUGUGACGUUUUGUAUAGACACAAAAUUAAUUCGAGCAUCCAAACUUUUGGGGUGUGCGUGUUUGCAUAAUCACGAUGGACGAAGGGCGGCGUUCCUUUUCUAUCAUUUCUUCGGUUUUUAUAUCACUGCAAUUAUUUUUUUUCUGCGACUGAUCACGGAAAUAACUAAAUGUCUCGGAUCCUGUUGGUAUAAAUUUCACAAGCAGCUUCAGUCAAGUUUCAUACUUUCUAUGGUACUUUAUGAGGGAACACUUCUGUUCUCGAAUAUUUACAUGUGUAUCUUGAUUCCCAAUGUUUUCCUUUUUUUUACAGUCUCAUUUCACGCUCAAAAUAUGGAAAGUUUACUAAAUUAAAGGACAUAGGAGUUUUCAUUUCAGUUGUUGGAAACACACCUGCGCUUAUUAUCUGUUUAUUUAUGUUUACUCAUUCACUUAUUUAACUACCUAGCUUUUCAUACAAGAACUGGGUGUAAAAAAUCUUUUCUUAAGAAGAAAUUAUUAUAGAACGUAUCUUUUAAUGCAAACUGUUCAUUUUUAGGGUUUUUUGUUAUCUCCUCAGCAAGAUUAAUUUUCAAACAUUAUUGUUGCCAAGGGACAUUUUCUAAAAUAAAGGAGAUGGAUACGUUGCACCUUGAUUAGAAGAGAUACAUUGUAUUAUGAUUAUGAUUAUGAUUAUUAUUACUAUCAUUAUUAUUAUUAUUAUUAUUAUUAUUAUUUUUAUUAUUAUUAUUAUUAAUUAUGAUUGGUGGUGUUAACAGAAAAUCCAGCAUACAGUAAGAAAAACAAUUAAUAAAUAAAAAUAGAAGGGAUUAUAAACAUUGGACAGAUUUUUUCUGUUAAAUAUGGACGUUUUUUCUUGAGGUUUUGUCGGUUCCCGUGGUUUAUAGUGGUCGUGUCUUUAUUUUUUGUUUGGUUAAAACUUCACAAAAAAGGGCCCCCGACCCACUCCUUUUACUUAGUUAUACAUUGUAAUAAGUAUUGACGUUUCUUUAUUGCAUUGGUUUCAUUUACUUGAAUAAAGUUAUUAAAAAAGA